AUGUGGGUGGUGGACAUGCAGAAGGCGCUCGACGUCGCGGAUCUGCCGGCGACGGUGGACAAAUGGCCGCGGCACUCCAUCUUCCGCGUGCCGCCGCGCUUCCGGUCCGUCCACGGCGGCGCCGUCUACAAGCCGCAGACGGUGGCGCUGGGCCCCUUCCACCACGGCGACCCGGACCUCGCCCCCAUGGAGCCGCACAAGCGCAGGGCCGUCGCGCACCUGCUCCGGCGCGCCGGCAGGGCGCUGGGUGAGCUUGCCGCGGCCGGGGACCUGGAGGACGCGUACGAGGGGCUCGGCGCCGAGUGGCGCGGCGAGGACAGCCGGGGCGCGUUCCUGGAGAUGAUGGUCGCCGACGGCUGCUUCCUGCUGGAGGUGAUCCGGCAGCACUCCGACGACUACGCGCCGUGCGACCCCGUCUUCAGCCGGCACGCCGCCGGGCACAUCGCGCCAUUCGUGCAGCGCGACAUGCUUAUGGUCGAGAACCAGCUGCCGCUGCUCCUGCUGCACACGAUCGCCGCCGUCGAGGGUGGAGGAGCUCCGGUGAGUGCUCGCCGCGCACAAGCAUCGUCGUCGUCGUCUAUCGAUAGCGGCGAGUCUUCCAUCAACCGGGAGGUCCUCAAGUUCCUGGGCGUGGACUAUGCCGCCGGGUUGGGUCCGAGGCUGAUCGGACUCCACCCUCUCGACCUCUACCGCCGGAGUCUCCUCAGCAACCUCCAUCGUGAUAAGAGGAAAGCGCCGUACCCCAUCAGCAGCGUCGUCGGGGGUGCCCAGAGCCUCCUCGCCUUGCCGCGCUCGGCGCAUAUGUGUCACCGAUACGCGAUACGGCGAUACCGGUACGAGUACGAGGGUGUCUGUCUACUUCUCUACGGGGCCAGCAGCUUCGUGUCCCUGAUGACUAAGUUACCUCCGCUGGUACCUUUAUCCCUUGGAGGUCUUAUCCAUUCGCAGGGGAGGAACGGCCGCCGCCACCCUUCACUUGGGCCUACGCGUGCGCGUCCGCCACGGCCAUCACGCCGACUUCGCGCCCCUGGCAAGAGAGCUGCUGUGCAAGAGAGACAUAUCGCGGCGUAUCGGCACGUAUCCCUAUAUCCCGCCGUAUCGCAUACGGGGUACGGCGACCUGUUUGCCGUAUCGGUGAUACGGCCCAGCUCCGGCUUCCUCGACGACGUCGAGUUCGACAGCGGCAAGCGCAGGUUGUGGAUGCCCGGGGUGGCGGUGGACGAGUCCACCAAGUACAAGCUCCACAACAUCAUGGCGUUCGAGGCGCUGCACGGCGGCGCGGCGAGCGACGACGUGACGGCGUUCGUGCUCUUCAUGAGGGACAUGGUCGACUCCCCGGGCGACGUGGCGCUGCUGGCCAGGGAAGGGAUCCUCUGGCACGACCUCGCCGGCGGCGACGCGGCGGCGGCGAGCCUGUUCCACGGCCUGACCAGGGACGUGCCCAAGACCGGGGAGAGCAGGCUGUUUGCCGUCCGCGACGCGAUGGAGCUCUACUGCAACGACAGCUGGCGCGUCUUAGUCUCGGAGUCGUGGAUGAAGUUCAGGAACACCUACUUGACCGUCGCGCUCACCGUCGCCAUCAUCCUCUUCGUCACCGAUAUCAUGCAGACCGCAUACGCUGUCAUGAGUUACGAGCUUACAAAGCAUCGCCAUGGCUAG
Messenger RNA from Panicum virgatum (switchgrass), 1659 nucleotides. RefSeq lists its product as uncharacterized. Bases 1 to 1659 code for a protein of 552 amino acids. The transcript has 3 exons. The record is from RefSeq and is a predicted model, not a curated record. Lineage: Eukaryota; Viridiplantae; Streptophyta; Magnoliopsida; Poales; Poaceae.